CCUGCCCGCUCCCUUUCUGCGCCUGCUCCGACAACAUGGCAAAAAUCAAGGCACGUGAUCUGCGUGGCAAGAAGAAGGAGGAGCUCCUGAAACAGCUGGAUGACCUCAAGGUUGAACUUUCCCAGCUCCGUGUUGCUAAGGUAACAGGAGGAGCUGCAUCAAAGCUUUCCAAGAUCCGUGUCGUGCGCAAGUCCAUUGCUAGAGUCCUUACUGUCAUCAAUCAGACACAGAAGGAGAACUUGAGAAAAUUCUACAAAGGCAAGAAGUACAAGCCUUUGGAUCUGCGGCCCAAGAAGACCCGAGCCCUGCGCCGGCGACUAAACAAGCAUGAAGAGAGUUUGAAGACCAAGAAACAGCAAAGGAAAGAGCGUCUGUACCCCAUGCGCAAAUAUGCUGUGAAAGCAUAAAUGUUCACCCACAGGCGUCAUUAAAUUUAAGAAAAUGCU
Messenger RNA from Pristis pectinata (smalltooth sawfish), 446 nucleotides. RefSeq names its product ribosomal protein L35 (gene rpl35). Gene Ontology annotation, molecular function: structural constituent of ribosome; mRNA binding. Bases 36 to 407 code for a protein of 123 amino acids. Gene Ontology annotation, biological process: maturation of LSU-rRNA from tricistronic rRNA transcript (SSU-rRNA, 5.8S rRNA, LSU-rRNA); translation. The transcript is spliced from 4 exons. Gene Ontology annotation, cellular component: cytosolic large ribosomal subunit; ribosome. NCBI's taxonomy places the organism in Eukaryota, Metazoa, Chordata, Chondrichthyes, Rhinopristiformes, Pristidae. The record is from RefSeq and is a predicted model, not a curated record.